AAUGUGUACACUUAACACUAUUCCUGUCAGCUGUACUAUAAAAGAAACAAUACUUUAAAAUAUUAAGAAAUCAUUUGAUGGUUUAAUAAAAUAAAUAUUUUUGAUGAUUCUAAAACUUCUAACUCUAGUAAAGUUUAUAAUUCUAUGAAACAGACCGGUGUGAAAGUUAAAUUAUCAAACAUCUAUAGCUUUUUAAUAAGAUAAGCACUAAGCAGUCUUAUAGUUGUAGUAGCCUUUUCGAGAUAGCUACUUCACGAUGUCUAUGCGGAAAAGGAGUGGAUCUGGCUCAAAGAGACAUCUAAAAGAAAAGGUUGUACAAAUAUAUGAAUCAUUUUUCAAAGGAGAUGAUUUAACCAGUGACAAUCCAACAUUUUGGGAUGAGUUCUUCCUCCUUAAGCCCAAAAUUCCACAGUUAGAAGCAGAGAUCCAGAAACUAACUGUGGAUCAACUUAAUAACUUGAAAGAUAAUAUUAACCUUUUAGUUUCCCAAUGUAUAGAGAUGCAGGGACAAGAACAUCAUAUAAGAUUAGUGUAUGCUCUUCAGACUUUCAGUGUCAUAUUAACAACAAUGUACCAAAGAGCUAGUCAAGAUCCCAGUAUAAACUUAAAACAUGUGCUUCUGGGUGAAAAUCCAAAUAUUAAAAUGCAGAAACUUCUAGAACAUUGUGGUUCAGUGUUAUCAGGUGACGUUCCUGAUAGUUUGAAAUCGAUGGUUUUAAAGUUACUGCUGAUUAUAGCGACGGGUUUUGAUAAUAUCGAUGACAACCCCCUCGUGGAAUACCUGAUGUCACAUUCAUUGUUUGAUCCCCUCAUACAACUUCUGUGCACAUCGUCGGAAAGACAACACCAUGGUUACGAUGUGGUGCUGCUGGUGAUGUUUCUGGUGAAUUAUAAGAAGCAGGAGUCGGCUAACCCUUAUGUUGUUAAGCUGUCCAUAUUGGAUGAUGAAUGUGCAUUGAACGGUUACGGCCAAGUUAUAACGGCGGCGUUGAACGACUUCGUGAUGACCACGUUUGGUGGGAUGCAAGCGAGUGGUGGCGGGUGGCUGUCCUCGCUCACCAGCAUGGUCGGCGGGAUAUUCCUCACCACCGAUGACACACAGCCAGUCGUUAGAGGACAGAGACAGAGUGGCACAGAGGAAGGUAUGCUGCUAGGUCUGUUCGCUGCUGCUCAUCUCAACCGGAACUUCAUGACGACGUUGGCGCACUCCUCGGCAGCCUCCGCACCUCCCUCCCCUCCAGCCACGCUGCCUCCCAGACAGAGUCCACCCAAUCUCGCUCAGAUCCAAGCUCUCAAUAACGACCAACCAACAAAUUUACUAGUGACUUUCUUUCAGUACUGUUCUAUAGUGAUGGCGGAUACCCGCACGGAGACGAGCAUCAACAAGUGCAGUCUCUGUUUCAUCACCCUCACUUGUAUUGUGGAGGAACAGUUCGCCAACUCAAUAAUGCAUGAUCAGAAUCUGACUUUUAAGGUCCAACUGUAUCGUCUACCGAUGCGUCAUCGAAAAAUAGUUCCAGAAGAACCGCCAUCACAACCUCUGGCCUCCACACUCAUAGAUCUCCUCAUCGAGUUCAUCAUGUGUCACCUCCUCAAGAAGUUCCCCGGUGACUUAUAUUCUCUCUGUGUGGGUGUCCUACUCCGCCUCCUGAGUUAUCAGAAGCGAUGUCGUGUCAGAUUAUCCCGGGAUUGGCGCCCACUGUGGGCGGCGCUCAUAGCCCUGCUGAAGUUCCUAGUCACCAACGAGAGUGUACUGCUCAGAAAACAUAAUAUAUUCAUUAUGGCACAACAGGUGGUGAAUAUUUUCAAUCUGUUCAUAACAUUCGGAGACACUUUCCUGCCCACCCCGGCCUCCUAUGACCAACUGUACUAUGAACUCAUCAGGAUGUACCUAGUAUUUGACAACCUGUUCUUCAUGGCUCUCCGCUACUCCACCGGUGACGGUGAGUUCAAGGCGGAAGCCCUCCGCCUGGCCAACUGUUUGGUCAACGUUAGAGCGAUCGUCCAACACUUCUCACCCAAGAUAGACGCCUGGCUGGCCUCGCAGCACCUCUCCACACCCACAGAGGACCAGAUCCUGGAAGUGGUUCGUAAGAACUACGACAGUCUGAUACUAAAGUUACAAGAGGGUCUGGAGGGCUACGAGCGAUACAACGAGAAGACCCACAAGGCUCUGCUAAGCAAACUGGUCCGCGUAGCAGCGAGCUACGCGCGGGCUCGUAGCGACGCCGCUACGCUCACCCAGCACUCGGCCGCGCUACUAGACCACUAUACAGCGCUCGCCUGAUAAAAUAUACAUAUCCAAAGGAUUAUUAUAGAAGGAAUAAAGAAUUCUUAGGAUUACAAUAAAGUUUAUGUAGCUAUGAUCGAGUUCAAAUGGCUAUGAUCCGGUUCAUAUGGCUAUGAUCCGGUUCAUAUGGCUAUGAUCCGGUUCAUAUGGCUAUGAUCCGGUUCAUAUAGCUAAGAUCUUCUUGAAAUGGCUAUGAUCAUUAUCAUAUCAUGUUAUAUAAUUUUUUCAAUACAGCUUUGAUCACACUCCCAGCAAAGCUUGAAAUCAAUGUUUUUUUAUAUUAUUAGUACGUAUGGUAAGCUAGAGAACCUGGACGAUUUAAAAUGUAUAACAAUUUGUAUGUUUCCGUUGUCGCUUGAUUAAUACUUAUCAGUGUAUGUAUCUAGAACUACAAGACCGAGUCAUUAUAUAAGUUUGUAUUAAAUGAGACGCAGCGAUGCCGCGGGCGGAGACUAGUUUAAUAUAAUGUGUAAAUAGUACUUACAUUAGGCGAGUGCACACGAGGACGACGGCUUAAGAAUCGUGUGUCGUAAGAAGAAAUUAUAAAUUCUAAAUGUAUUUAAAAAUGUUGUGAUCCGCUUGUAUGUUACUUUACUUAUAUUUAAUGAAAUUAUAAUUUAACGAUUAACCAAAACGAUUUAAAGUUACCCCCCGAGUUAUUUGGUCAUUAUAUUUAAAAUUAUUUACAUAGAUCGUAACAGAAAAGCUCUGACGCCAUCACAGAGAUACAUAAUAUAUAUAUCCUGUUUUGUGAAUUAUUUUUUUUUUGUUAAUUAAUAAAAGACUGAUAACAAAACGUCAAUUUUAUUUUAAUAUAACAUAAGAGGGUACAAAAUUAAGUACUUUAAUAAAAGACUAGAUAUAUUUUU
Danaus plexippus (monarch butterfly) is the source of this 3159-nucleotide messenger RNA. RefSeq names its product armadillo-like helical domain-containing protein 3. The record is from RefSeq and is a predicted model, not a curated record. Gene Ontology annotation, cellular component: cytosol. The transcript has 13 exons. Bases 257 to 2287 code for a protein of 676 amino acids. Gene Ontology annotation, biological process: regulation of Golgi organization. NCBI's taxonomy places the organism in Eukaryota, Metazoa, Arthropoda, Insecta, Lepidoptera, Nymphalidae.